AUGCCAGGGACGGACCGCGAAAUCCGCCACGACCUCAGCCUGACAUUGGAGGAAGUGUUUCGAGGUUGCGUCAAGAAGAUGAAGGUCACCCGCAACGUGACUUCCUCCGACGGCCGCUCGCAGUGCCGCGAGCAGAAGGUCCUCACCAUCAACGUCAAGCCGGGCUGGAAGGCGGGUACGAAGAUACGAUUCGAACGCGAGGGGGACCGGCUGCCCGGACGCGUGCCAGCCGACAUCGUGUUCGUGGUUCGCGACAAGCCGCACGAGCUGUUCAAGAGGAACGGCGCUGACGUGCACUACGUGGCCAAGAUAAGCCUCACGGACUCCCUGCGCGGCCUGGAAGUGAACGUGCCCACGCUUACGGGUGGCGUGGUGCCGCUCAACCUGAAGGGGCCCAUCUACCCGUCGGCCACGAAACGCAUCCGCAACGAAGGCCUGCCGCAUCCGAAGGACCCGACCAAACGCGGGGACCUUGUGGUCAGCUUCGACAUCAUUUACCCCGAUACGCCGAAGUAGA
Molecule: messenger RNA, 517 nt
Organism: Rhipicephalus sanguineus (brown dog tick)
Lineage: Eukaryota; Metazoa; Arthropoda; Arachnida; Ixodida; Ixodidae
Product: dnaJ protein homolog 1-like
Exons: 2
Coding region: 1-516 (171 amino acids)
Biological process (GO): negative regulation of transcription by RNA polymerase II
Cellular component (GO): cytosol
Molecular function (GO): protein-folding chaperone binding
Source: RefSeq, a predicted model, not a curated record